Molecule: messenger RNA, 3321 nt
Organism: Macrosiphum euphorbiae (potato aphid)
Lineage: Eukaryota; Metazoa; Arthropoda; Insecta; Hemiptera; Aphididae
Source: the annotation of a GenBank genome assembly
AUGACAAACAAUUGCUCAGCUCGACUUGGGUUACCCCGAAAUCGUUUCCAGUCCAACAUCGUUGGACUCGGACAAAGCCCUAUUACUCAAAUUCAAGGUGUCACUAGGUGUCAAUUCACUUCACAUUUUGAUUCAAAAUACGUGUUUCCCACAGUAGAUAUGGUUGUUUUACCGCACAUCACGGCAGCCAUGCCGUCCAACGUACGUCAUCGGUAUCGACAUCUUUUACUUGCUGAUAAGCAAUUCGACGUCCCAGCGCGAAUCGGCGUCCUCUUUGGGGCGGAUGUCUUUCCUAACCUCAUUCGUUCACAAGCUGGCGUUGAACAUUAUGCGGGCUUCCCAUCGGCUCUGGACACCAAAAUUGGUUGGAUAAUCUUUGGAUCCUUUUCUACAUCAAAUACCCCGCCGUUAGUCGCUCUUACAACCGCCGUCGAUCAGUCAAUCAACGAUCAACUGUCACGUUUUUGGGAAAUCGAAGAACCUGCCGCCUCUGUAGCACCCACCACUGAAGACCAAUGGUGUGAGACAUUUUUUAAAAAUUCUACGUCACGUGAUUCGUCAGGCCGAUUUUGCGUCGCCUUACCGUUUCACGAUUUGUUUACCAAUUCGGUCCACCUUCAAACUUCGUCACCUCACGGCCUUGGUGAGUCUCGGUCCAUCGCGUUAAAGCGUUUUCACAACCUGGAGAGACGGUUGACUAAGGACGCGGAGUUGUAUGCCGCCUAUCGGCAGUUUAUGUCCACAUACUUAAGGUUAGGCCACAUGGUGUUAGCUCCCGAACCCGGCAAAUAUUUUAUACCUCAUCACGCCGUACUCAAGGCUGACGGUGACAUGUCGAAAAUACGCGUUAUCUUCGAUGCCUCGUCUGUUUCUUCGUCUGGUCGUUCCUUAAACGACGUUUUGUGCACUGGUCCCAAACUACAAGUGGACUUGCGUGACAUCUUACUACGCUGUCGGUUGCACAGAUUUAUUUUGACAGCCGACAUUGUUAAAAUGUACCGGCAAAUUUUAAUCCGUUCUGAAGAUCGCGUCUUUCAACAUGUAUUUUGGCGCGAUUCACCCAGUGAGAAUCUUCAGGAAUACCAGUUAUGUACCAUCACAUAUGGCCUUAAUUGCGCUCCGUAUCUGGCCAUCCGUUGCUUACACGAGCUUGAUGAGCAGGACGGUCAUCUCUUCCCGUUGGCCAAAUGUGUCCUCAAUCGAUCAGCUUAUGUUGACGACAUAGUUGUCGGUGCCGACACGGAAGAGCAAUUUCUGCGUCGAAAAGAGGCAAUCGUCGGUUUGCUCCACAACGGGGCUUGUGAACUGAGCAAAUGGACCAGCAAUAGUGCUCUCGUCCUAGGGUCCAUCAGUCCUGACCAUCGUGCGAAUUCCGUAUCAUUUGACCCACGGGAUGAACAUUCGGUAAAAGUUCUUGGGCUACAUUGGAACACAACUAAUGACAAUUUCGCCUACCAUACCAGCAUCCCUCAAACGUCGUCUACCAAACGGCAAGUUCUGUCAAUCAUUGCACGUUUGUUUGACCCCAUCGGCGCUUUAGGCCCGUUGCUAUUGUGGGCGAAAUAUUUUAUGCAGUUACUGUGGAGCAAUAAACUUGGGUGGGACGAUCCAAUGCCAGAAGAGUUAUUGUCCACGUGGCGACAAUUUUGUUUGGAGCUGCCAGCCGUCUUUGACUUAAUUCUUCCUCGUCAUUUUCCGGUGACAUCUCAGCAAGACAUUCAAUUGCUAGGUUUUGCAGAUGCUUCUACCAAAGGUUAUGCAGCGACCAUUUACCUACGAAUUGUCAAUGCAGAUGGAGAUGUGUCGGUCAAAUUGAUCACGUGCAAAACUAAAGUUGCCCCUCUUAAGACUACCACUACCACCGAAACGUUGUCCAUACCGCGUUUGGAGUUAUGUGGUGCGUUACUACUGGCACAGACGCUUCAACAUACCCACUACGUCCUUUCGUCUGAAAUAUCCAUAUCUCGCAUCCGAGCGUGGUCGGAUUCAUCUAUUGUGUUGUCGUGGCUGAAAUCAGAUCAGAAAUAUUUCAAGAUAUUUAUCACCAAUCGAGUCGCGAAAAUCCACCGGCUUAUACCUGAUUGUGAAUGGAAUCACGUAUCGACAAUUGACAAUCCGGCAGAUCCUGCCUCUCGCGGGCUUUUGCCGCGAUCGACCAUGGCAUCAAAAAUCUACUGGGACGGUCCCGACUUUUUACAGCUUCCGGAAGAACAGUGGCCAAAGUCCAAAUUCUCUCCAUUAAGUCCGGAUCAGUUGCCCGAAACUAGACCUAAUGUCACCACAGUGUUAACCGUCAAUGUUCAAUCACCGUCGCUAGAGUUGUUCAGUCGUUUUUCGUCACUCAGCAAAUUGCAACGAGUUUUGUCAUUUGUCCUCCGAUUUUUGCGUCGUCUCCGUCGCCAGUCUGUCAACUUUGGACCGUUGACAUUAGCGGAACGCGAAGCAGCAUUAUUUGUCGUCGUACAACGGACUCAACAACACCACUUCUCGGAUUUGUCAAAUAUGUUAAAAACCAAGUCUGCGGUUACACCACCCUCCUUGGCGCAACUGGCGCCUUACACCGAUGUCAACGGAGUCAUACGUGUUGGAGGCCACCUACGAUUUUCAGACGUCCAUCAUGAAGCGAAGCACCCGAUUCUUCUGCCUCGAUCAUCACAUCUCACGGACUUGUUGAUCAGACAUUAUCACUUAUCCUUUCUUCACGGUGGGCCGAAGUUAAUCAUAUCAAUGUUAAGCCAGAAAUUUUGGAUUUUGUCCAGUCGUGCCGCUGUGCGACGUGUCAUUUUUUCCUGUGUCCCAUGCACACGACACAAGGCCGUCCGGCCCCAGCCAACCAUGGCUGACUUGCCGCCCUUUCGUGUCCAGCCUCAUCGACCAUUUUCCCACGUCGGAAUGGAUUACGGUGGUCCGUUUCUCGUGAGGGAGCAUCGCCGACGAAACGCUCAAGCCGUCAAGGUUUACUUGGCAUUGUUUGUAUGUAUGUCUGUGAAGGCGGUUCACCUUGAAGUCGUCACCGAUUUGACCACAGAUGCCUUCCUUGCUGCAUUGGAUCGUUUUGUUGCGCGACGCGGAAUUCCAACCAACUUGUAUUCAGACUGCGGAACAAAUUACGUAGGUGCGGCACGGCACAUCAAGUCUCUGUUUCGUGAUGCUAAGGCACAAGACCGUUUGUCUUCGCACCUAACUUGUACAUGGCACUUCAAUCCUCCGGCCGCACCACACUUUGGUGGCAUUUGGGAGGCUGGCAUUAAGAGCGCCAAGCAUCACCUCAAACAUGUCAUAGGCCAACAAGUAGUCCAGUCAAUGAAUGACCCAAAAUGA